AUGUCAUAUCUGAAUAGCCCUUUGUCGAUUCUCGCCCAGAAAACUUUAGAGAAACUUAAAGAGAUUUUAGAAGAUGCUCCCAAAUUGGACGACACGCUUUCCUUGGAAAAAGCGAGGAAGCUAUACAACAUGUGCAUGGAUACCGAGGAACUCAGGAAGAUCGGAAUCAGUGCCCUUAGAGAAGUUGUGCGGAAAAAUGGCGGGUGGCCAAUGACUAUGUCCCCUAGGGAACGGAAAGAAUAUAAUAGAACGUGGCAAGAAGUUAGCGACAUUUUGCAGAAUAACAUGUUCGACAAUGGCCUUUAUAGGAUAUCGGUGGGGGUAAAUUACAAAGAGUCCGAUACCAACAUCAUUGGCAUCCUUGUACCUGACUUCUAUGUCUCGCGCCACAUCCUGAUCAACUUCGAAGCGCACCCGCUACCGUUUCUCUUUCCGGGGAAGACGUUCAACAAGUCCUACAUCGAGACAGUUGCGGAUAUGUUUGUGGAGGACAGUGGCGCGUAUGUCGAGAAGGAUGCAAUCAGUCAGGAAGCGCUUGACGUCGUGAAUUUCGAGAUUGAACUGGCUAAGGUUACUACUGAAAUCACCAAUUUGAUUUCCGAAAAUAGUAGAUCUAGAGAUAUUGACAAAAUCACCAACUCGAUAACGAUCGAAAAAUUACAACAGGCAUAUGAUGCGCAACGUCCUGAAAAAGCCAAGAUAAACUGGUUUUAUCGUAUUUCAAAACUGUUCGCGCCAGAAGGAAUUACGAUCAAUUCAUCUGAGAAGCUUAUCGUUCACAAGUAUCUCACCUCUCUGGUUCCUUUACUGGAGCGUACGCCCAGUCGUACAAUCAUAAAUUACAUGCAAUGGAACCUUAUCAGAACUCUGUUACCUUAUAUUCAGUUCAAAAACAAGAUCCCUAAAUCCUCAAGGUGGCAGAGGUGCUUGCUGAUGGAUACUAACUUACAUACGGCAAUCUCACAGGAGUAUGCCAAAAGACACGUGCAGCUCGAAAAUAAAGAAGAUAUCAGCGAUAUGAUCACGGACAUUGCAAAUGUCGUUCGCGGCCAAAUUACAGCAACCACUUGGAUGGACGAGCCUACGAAGAAGGCAUCUCUCGAGAAAUUAAACAGCAUGAGAAAACAAAUUCUCCUCCCCAAUUGGUUCAGCAACGAAGCUAUUGAUAAAUAUUACGAUGGCUUAGCUGUCACUUCGGAAUAUCUCCAGAGUGCGAUAAAUGUGUAUAAAUUCAAUUUCAAGAAAGUUUUACGCAAACUGCGAAAACCUGUUGACAAAGACGAGUGGCUUAUGGAACCGACGUCUGUAAACGCUUAUUAUCAUCUAACUAACAAUGGAAUUGUUAUUCCUGCUGCAAUAACGCAAAGUCCCGUAUACGACAAAAACCGUCCUGCGUAA
Temnothorax curvispinosus is the source of this 1398-nucleotide messenger RNA. RefSeq names its product endothelin-converting enzyme 2-like. The record is from RefSeq and is a predicted model, not a curated record. Gene Ontology annotation, biological process: protein processing. Gene Ontology annotation, molecular function: metalloendopeptidase activity. The transcript is spliced from 12 exons. Gene Ontology annotation, cellular component: plasma membrane. NCBI's taxonomy places the organism in Eukaryota, Metazoa, Arthropoda, Insecta, Hymenoptera, Formicidae. Bases 1 to 1398 code for a protein of 465 amino acids.